CCGAGAACCCGCCACCGCGUUCCGGCCGCUGCCGCCGCCCGCCCCUUCCUGCCCGGCCCGGCCCGGCCCGCCCUUCCCGCCGCCUCUGCGCCAUCGGCGUAAAGGGUUGGUUUCAGUCAUCAGAGGCCUUCCAGUGCAAACUGAAGCAUGACCGAGGCCCACAAAAGAUCUCAGAGAUCCAUGAGAGAGAUCUGGAAAUUAAAAGCAAGGGGUAAAAUCCAAGUGUUUUCUCAGCAAGAAUCCUGUGGCAGAAUGGAGCAAAGGAAAUAAGGAAGGAAAAGAAGGAUCUCUAAUCCCAAAAAGAUGGACUAGGUCAGUCUUACCAGCAGAAGACAUGGAGUACCACUCUAGUAGCCUCAAGUGCACCUGAAUGCUCAAACUGUCUGUGCCACCAUGUCCCAGCCCCUCUCUCCCACAGAGGAGCAACAGAAAGAAAUGAAACAACUGCAGUUGAGGAGGGCAAGGAGUUCAGGACGGCUCUAAUCUCCUGAACUUGCUGGUGGGGGGAUGAGCAACUGCUUGUUUCGGGCCCUGGGUGACCAGCUUGAGGGGCACUCCAGGAACCACCUGAGGCAUCGGCAGGAAACGGUGGAUUACAUGGUGAAGCAGAGGGAGGACUUUGAGCCAUUUUUGGAGGAUGAUGUGCCCUUUGAGAAACACGUUACCAAUUUGGCCAAGCCUGGGACCUUUGCUGGCAACGAUGCUAUUGUGGCCUUUGCAAGGAACAAUCAAAUCAAUGUGGUUAUUCAUCAGCUCUAUGCUCCACUGUGGCAGAUCCGGGGCACAGACAAGAGCAAUGUGAGGGAGCUGCACAUUGCUUAUCGUUACGGGGAGCACUAUGACAGCGUGAGGAGGAUCAACGAUGACUCAGAAGCUCCGGCAUAUCUUCAGAUGGAGAUGCUUUGCAAAAACAAUGCAAAUAAGACAGAGGAAGUGAAGCCACAGAAGGGUGACUCUGAGGAUGAGACUGAAGCGGAAAUGGAAAAUGAUGUACAAAAAGUGUGCAAUGCAACAGGGUGUUCAGACAUGGAUUUAGUAAGCCACGUCCUGGAAGCGGAGGAUUACAACAUAGAAUCUGCAAUAUUUGCGAUCUUACGAGUGAAGGAAGGAGAAGGAACAAGUACCGAGGAGCAGCAGAAACCCCAGAGCAGGGAUCAGAAAUCCUGCAGCAAAACACUGUGGGAGGAGAAUGGAAGCGGUUCAAGAAUCUUUGGAAAUCAGAGCUUGCAUCAAAGUGAAACAGGAAACAACAAAGGACAGGCUGGAUCCAGUGGAGAGAACCAAGCCAGCAGGAACCCACAGGUAGCUAAAAAACAGAAGAAGGAGCAGCAGAGGCUGGAGAAGAAGAAGCGGCAGGAGGAGAGGCACCGGCAGAAGGUCUUGGCCAUGAAGAACAACUGUGCAGAUGACAGGACAGAGACAGACCCCACCAACCACAUCACCUUGGUGAAGACCAUGGCAGCCCUAAACAUAUGACUGAGUGUGUGCUGAGUACUCUGGGGAGAAAAGCAAAUAAAACUGAUGAAGACAAACUCCCCCUGA
This is a messenger RNA of Lepidothrix coronata (blue-crowned manakin), 1542 nucleotides long. It is a transcript of the gene OTUD3, whose product is annotated as OTU deubiquitinase 3. The record is from RefSeq and is a predicted model, not a curated record. Lineage: Eukaryota; Metazoa; Chordata; Aves; Passeriformes; Pipridae. The transcript has 10 exons. Gene Ontology annotation, biological process: protein deubiquitination. Gene Ontology annotation, molecular function: cysteine-type deubiquitinase activity. Bases 508 to 1476 code for a protein of 322 amino acids.